Messenger RNA from Symbiodinium sp. CCMP2592, 5337 nucleotides. The record is from the annotation of a GenBank genome assembly. NCBI's taxonomy places the organism in Eukaryota, Dinophyceae, Suessiales, Symbiodiniaceae.
AUGGGUUGCUGUCAGACUGGACCUCCAGCAGGCGAAAAUGCUCGCUCUGCGAGUGGCUCCGCGAGCAAUCUGUCGCAGUUGGAGGACGUCGACGCUGUUGUGGCGGUGACGCAGGCCAGUGUGAACGCCACAAUGAUGAUGUACCUGUCUAAGGCCUCGCUGAAAGAAGUCAUCAAGUGCUAUGCCUACAAGCCUCAUUCCAAGGGUGAGAUCGUGGAGGUCGACUACAAGACCCUCGUGGAUCAGGCCGGUGGUUCGGACCCCUUCAACUUGACCGACGGUGCGGACCAAACAGACAAGAACGUGCUCAACUUGGCCAAAGUCAACUUUGUUGGAGCCUUCAAGGCCAAGGGCGGCCUGCCAAGAAUACCGCUGGCCCAUCUACCGUCCAUAGUCACGCUGGGCGAGCAUUCGGACAGUCGGGUCUCCUUCAACUUGACGACGUCCGAAUUCCAGAUAUGUGGCAUCACAUACGCUGGCUUCAACCAAGCUGUGGCGAUCAACAAGUUCCAACCUUCAGGUGCCAGUGCGAAAACCGCAUGGUACUACAACUUUUUGGUGGACCUCACCUUGAACACUAUCGACCCCAACGCUACAGUCCCGGACGCUGUCCGAGCACGCAUGAAGCAGUUCAUAGAAAAGUUUGGCCCUACGUCUUUCAGCAUGAGCCAGCUUUUCCUAGAUCUGGAGACAGCCUCGCUUGUGGCCAAUCCGGUGAUAAAGGGCGUCAGCGACAACAGCGACUUCGCCCCAGCCUGGGCGAUGAUGUCUAAGGUCUUCACAGGAGCUUACUUCAGCCAAUUGCGCAAGACUGGCAGGCCCAUCCUUGGCUACUCCGUCACAUCGAAGGUUGAUCCGAAUCCGUCCGCUACGGUUGCAUUCAGGUCACUGGCCUUUUCCACGGCACCAUACCGGCUUGGCGGCCACAAUGCUCAUAACCCAGCUUCUUGCUUGGCAUACAAUCUCUCCACAAGAAAAACGCCUCCUAGCAUUGAGGUUUUUCCGUGGAACUGGGUGGACGCCGAUGACGUCAGCCAAAUAUCAGGAGUCCUGUCAGUGCGACGCAGCUUUGUAACGAGCUACCUCACGCAGAUGACGGCGACGCCCUGUCGAGGGCUUUGCUUUGAGACCUCGUGCACGACACAUCAUAGUGGAGAGAACAUCUACGUAUCGACUGGAAUUGUCCGGUCGCAUCAUCCAGCCCAUUUCGUCGCCCUGGACAGGCCAACACCAGCAUGGGGAGGGGGUUUGACGACUCACACCUUAUCCUUCAACCAUAUUUCCAAAGACCAGACGCACGACACAGGCGGCCAGCUGUACGUCUACAUGGACUUCAACUAUCACCUUGAGGGGUCGAUCGUUGUCAAGGGAAGCCAGAUUGUGAUUACCGCGAUAGCAAAGGUUGCAAUGGGCUUUCACCACCAUGAGUAUGGUGUCUCCUACACCGACUUGCCACUGAAGUGCUACUACUGGAAGAGAAAGGUCAUCACAUUUGACUUGGCCGUCAGCGACGAUGCCAAGCUCACCGCGACUGAAACACAUGUCACCCACAACGACUCCGCGGCUUGGGACUUCCAUGGGAAGGGCAUCGUGGGUAUUGCUGGCCUCGAGGAUCAUCUGAAAGAUGGCUUGUCAAAGGCUCAGGGCCAGGUGGACAAAAAACUCGACGAUGCAUUCGAGACUUUUGCGUCGGAUUUGGCAGACAACUUCAACCAGUAUCAUCAGUGGGUCUUUCCCGGUGCCGACUCCUUCCUCAUGUCUCACGUUUUCUUCUCCGACAGCGGGGACCUAGUGACUCAGUUGAGGUAUGCGAGCCCAAGCAUGCGCGAUUCUAUCGAGGACGCGAGCCGCAUGAUCUCGCCUGCGAUUCAGCCAGCGCCGCCUCUGGUGGAGGAGGUCACCUACAACAUUGCUGCCUCUGCAGAGCUUAUGACGAACUAUGUCCAGUCAGACAUCCUUCAGCCGCAGAAAAAGUUCCAGGCGCUGCAAACAGAUGCGGGCCUCGGGCUUCUCUUCAUGAUUGGCACGGAAGAUGACUUCAAUGUUGUCGUGGAGGAGUCAGGGAAGACAAUGCAUGGCUGGACAGUGCGCAACUUAUCAGAGAAGCUCAUCAAGCACAGCUUCCCAAAAAGGGGGGGGGCCGUUAGCACUUUUGCAGUCUCGCAGGUGGCCGGGAAGGGCAGGUCGCGGGAGAUCCACGUCGCGAUGUGCGUCAAAGCCGAGGGCACCUCCAACCUGUACCUGAGUCUCCACAACUCAGAUGUGGACCUUGGUUGGACGAAGGAUAUCCGUUGGUUCCAUGCACCCUUCAAUGCAGUGGACAGCUCUGGCAAGCCGGUGCCAAUUCCUCAGCCACUGAGCAUUGCGAACAUCAUGCUGACCCAGGCCUCUGACGGCGAGCACAUUGUCGUGGACAUCCUUCGGAACCCGGAAGCAGCCCAGCCUCUUCUGGAACGCUACUGGAUAGAUGUGAGCAAGUCGCAGCCUUUGUGGAGGAAGCACCAAAUGGCCGCUGACUUCGAGGCUACGACCUACGAGUCUGCCCUUGGCCGGGCCAAGGGUGACUUCGUGGACGGCAUCUACACCAUGGGCCGGGUGAACCACGUGGCGCAAUUGGUCUAUGUGCCCCUCUAUAAUGCCUUCGACCCUCUUGUUCCGUCGGUCGCCUCCCGACUGCGGCUCCCUGGGGAUCUGCUGCCCGACGCGAUCGCCGCGGCGCGGCACAGCAAUGGCGACAACGACUCCGACUUGUACGUCGCCUCGCAGGGAGGUCUUUACUACUUCGCUGCCAGCAACCAGGGCAACGAUGCCGUGGCAACGAAGGUCGUCUCAGAACCCACACUCUUGGCAGACGUCAAGAAGCUCUUUGCAGCGGAGGAGAAAGGUGACGUCACAGUUUGGGGUCUGAAUGGCAGCAACCAAGUCUUUUACCUCAAAUGCAAGACGGACGAGGUUGCGGACUCUGAUGCUUGGAGCGUCCCAUUGCCCAUCGUCACCAGUGUUGACGCCAUCUCGCCCUACGUAGAUCGCAAGUUCUUGGCAAACACCUUCUUUGCACACACGGGCAACAGCUUGAACAAGUACAUCAAGACGCCUGGCACGGGGCUCUGGACAUCGAAAAGCAUCACUUUGCCACCAAGAAGCUACAAGCAGGACUCACGAUCCUUCCAGAGCUUCACCACGGAGGUCAAGGUGACAAACCAGACGACCGGCAUGGCAGCUGCCAAAGUAGCAGUUGAGCUGACUUCGACCACUGUGACCUCGGUAAGUAUCAACCACCUCUACUACCAGGUGGGCCCUCAGCCGGUGACGGUGCAGACAGACCAGGAUGGGACCAUCACCAUCGUGGAGUUGACCAACAGCUUAGUGGCAACGCGUUUUCAUGUUGCCAUUGCGACCAACAUGUUGGGAAUGGGAGGCUUACCUAUGCAGGUGAAUCCCAUGGAUGCUGCCUUCAAGCGCAACUCUGCACUGAAUAGCAAGGAGAAGUUGCGAGAUGCCAAGGUCACGGACAUGCAUGGCAAUCAGAAGCCCUGGAUCCCGCCAGACACACCUGAUGACACCCUGGACCAGAUCGCCAACCUCAACAAGAACUUGGAUGAAGCGAGCAAGGACGUGGGGAACUCGGCCUUGCCACUAACGGCUCGCAGGCUUGCGCACACCCGCAGCGCAGCGAAGCUGAAGGCGUCAGGGAUAGGCCUAAAUCUGGGCUCGGUCAGGAUGGUCGACGUUGGGGACCUCUUCAAUUUCUUGGGGUCCGCAUUCAAGGCGACGAUCAAGUUCGUGAAGGAUGAGAUCUCAGGUGCCUGGCACAUACUGGCUAUUAUUGAGGGCAGGAUUUAUGCGGCUUUGAUGGACUCCCUCGAAGCGAUCGGGGGAGCUAUUCGUUGGGUCUACAACCAGAUCAAGAUGGCCAUUGAAUGGGUGAUUAUGUUUUUGGAGUUCCUCCUCGGUUGGCAAGACAUUCUGGUGACACACCGGGUGAUCAAGAAGUUCAUCUCGCUGACUGCCUCCGAGUUCAUCGAUGACUUGGCCAAGGCUAGGGCUGCCACCAAGAAGGCACUCGAUGACUUCAAGAAGAACAUCACGGAGUUCACGGGCGUGAAGCAGGGUCUUAAGACGACCAAUGCCGAGGCACUCAAGACCCCAGAUCCCAGCGCCAAGCAAAACGCCCCGGGCCACUUGGGCCUUCAUCACUUCAAAGGCAAUGCGACCCGUGCCUCCACAGCGAAGAAAGUGGACCCCGGAGUUCCAUCGGCGCUGCAGUUGCUGGUCAACCUCUGCGAGUCGGCGGAAGGAAGUAUGGAGGAUGCAGCGCAGCGAAUCAAGACCCAAGUGAUUGACCAGUUUAGCGACUUAGACCUCACCACGGUCAUGGAGCGAAUUGUUGGCAUCAUCUCCAUCGCUCUUGUUGACGGCGUUGAGGGCAUGAUCUUGGAGCUCUUCACUGUUUGUGAGGCCUUUGUCGGACAGUUGUUGGGCAUGCUGGAUCACACCAUUGACAUCCCCGUAAUCUCUUGGCUCUAUAAGCUCUUGACCGGAGAUGAUCUCUCCCUCCUUGACCUUGCGUGCCUGAUUGCGGCUAUCCCGACAACUGUUUGCUACAAAGUCCUGAUGGGCCAUGCCCCCUUCUCGAGGAGCGAUGCGUGGACGCAGCGUAUGCUGGAUGCCAAGACGGUUCGGGAUUGGAACAAUGCGCCUUAUGAUCAGCAGCAAUUGGAAGGUGCGUGCCUCACGGGUGAUCAAUCGAAGAAGAAGGCAACGCAGGCCUUGGCACUCGGCGCUGGAGCCAUGGUCGGAACCGUAAUCAGGCUUUUUUGCACUUCAGUCCGAAGGGAGAUGCAGACGGAAACUGAAUGGGGUGACGAUGAGAUUAAAAUGAUGGAGUCCUUCAAUUGGAUUGGGAGUAUGGCCGCUUCCGCACCCUCCUUGAAUGUAACUAUGUUUGACAAGGUGCCCGACACGAAACAGUGGUAUAAUGGCAUGAGCCAUGUCCUCACCGCUUGGGGUAAAGUCAGGGGCUUCCUGAGGAUCUUCUACAUAACCAACAAGGACAAGCGCAUUGGCAAAGCGUUCUCCACUCUGUCAACCACCGAAAACUUGCUGAAACUGAUCCCGCACAUCGUGACACCCAUCGAGCAGAAUGCCUGGUCAGCACACGUCGUCAUGCAGACCUUGGGCAACGUGAGCAAUGACUGCGGCGGCAUUUUGAGCUUACCUCAAGCCCUGACGCCAUCUCCCGGCAAAGAGGAGCUUUUCCAAUACGCAUGCAUGUUUCGACUGAGCUACGGCGUGUUGAUGAUUGCCUACCCUGUCACUUGGUUGUCAGGGGCGUGA